GCCCUCGCUGCACACAUUUGCUGCAGUACUCUUAGUUGGCAGGCACAGAAAAGCAGCACAAAGAGGCCAGACCAUAGUAACUACACGAUCAGCCUGUCUCUCACAGCUUUUACUUUGCCUUGAUUUUUCCUUUUGUCAUUGAUUUUGCACUUUAUGCAGUGAGUGUAAUAGCAAAUUCAUGUUGGGGUACACCUGGCGGUGUGUCCAAAGAGGGGAAGAUUGCUUCGCGGGCAUUGUUUUGCCAGGUUUGAGAUGGAAACAGCAAAAGAACCACAGAAGAAAGUCUUUAAAGCUCGCAAAACAAUGAAAGCAAGUGACCGCCAACAGUUAGAAGCUGUACACAAAGCUAAAGAAGACCUGCUUAAACCUACAGAGAUAAAGCUGGUUAAUGGAAUCCAUGAAAAUGGUGAUUUAGAUAUGAAUUAUACAAACAAUGAUGAAGAACCCAUGGAGGACACAAUGAAUCUAAAUGGCAUUCUAGAUCUGAACAUUGAUCCUCACAAGGUUCCAGUUGUGAAACUGUGUGACCUAGAAGAAGGUUAUGAUCCUCACAAGGUUCCAGUUGUGAAACUGUGUGACCUAGAAGAAGGUUAUGAUCCUCACAAGGUUCCAGUUGUGAAACUGUGUGACCUAGAAGAAGGUUUUAAACAUGUUGACCAAAACAGUGACUUAAGGAUGACGCUUGAUCUUGAACUUAAUGAAAGUACUGUAUGUCAAGACGAUAGUAGUAAAAUUGAGCCUACUGAGGCUGCUGUUCAAGCCUGCUCACCUAAACAAGAUGAUGAAGUGGUUCCUCAUGGAAGCGUAGAACAAAGUGAUUCAAGUGGACUGUUUCUGGAGGAUCUCGCUUGUGAGCCUGAAUUUUCACAGAAACAAACCCAGUCAAACAUUCCCAAUGAGGUGGAAAGUUGCAGCAUUUUAGAGGAGGAAAGUAAGUUGGAAGAUGAAAAUCCUGUAGAGGAUUCCAUUGUCCAAAAAUUGAACGAAGAUAUGGAUGUUAUUUCAGAGGAUCCUACUGCUAAUGCAGAUAGUGAAAUGGAAGACAGUAAUAUUAUAAAAGAGCCUGUUGAUCCAGAGCCUGUAGAUUCUGUUGCUGUUGGAGAAAAAGAUGAUAUAUCUGAGGAGCAGGAAAUUGAAGCCAGCAAUGAGGACCUACACAGUGAAAUACAGAAUGUAGAGGAAACUGAAAACCAUACUGAAGAGCAGGAGAGAACCGAGCCUGUAAAUGAGUCGCAUGAUGCUAAUGUUUUACCAGAUAUCAGUGUGUCUGAAAAUGGAUCCCCUUCACAGGCUAAUAAGGAAAUUUCAGAGACCGAGGGAGAGCAACAAGAUAUUGGGGAUGAGGCUAUAUCAAGCAGCAUGGAGGUUGACCAUAACUUGAAAAAUCUAGAGCAAAAUAUUUCUUUACCUGCAGAAGCUCCAAUUGAUAAAUCUCUGUCAGAAAUAGAGACUGGCUCUGUUUUAGAAAAAACUGAUGAAAUGGAAACUGAUGAGAUUAUUCCCAUUCUUGAAAAGCUCGCACCAGUGGAAGAUGAACUUCAGUGUGUUUCCGAUAAAAAAGAAGAUUUUGCAACUGUUCCUAAUAAAGAAGAAGAAAAAAGUGAAAACAUUGCAGUUUCUCCAACUAAGAACGAUACAAAUGAGACUUUGCCAAGUGAAGCGUUUUUAGUGCUUUCAGAUGAAGAAGAACCCUGUGGUGAGAGCACACCACUGAAAGGAAACGCGUUAACUGAUCAAGAUGAUGUGAAAGAAGUUAUUGAAGAGGCAGAGGAAAGACCUAACAAUGAACAGAAAGAGCCAGAGAAUAAAGAACAACCACAAGCGGAGAAAAGUGAAUUUUGCCGCCGGAAACGUUCCAAGUCUGAAGAUUUGGACAGCCAGAGCUCAAAGAGGAGGCGCUUUGAGGGUGAAGAGUACGAGGCAGAACUAAAGGUUAAAAUCACAGCUGGUGAUAAUCUGAAUGGGCAACUGCAGAAGGUGAUCCAGAGAAUGUUUGAAGAAAAGCUUAGUGCAUUGCAGUGUUUGGACUUUGACAAAGCAUUAGCUGACCUGAAAUCAAGAGUGGAGAAAAUUGAAUGUAAGAAACAUGAGACUGCUCUGCAAACCAUGCAGGCUAAAAUUACUCGUUUAGCAAAGCGCUUUGGGGCAGCGAAGGAGGACCUAAAGAAGAGACCUGAGCAGACCACAGCCAUCCAGCCUGCAUUACCUGUGAAAUCUGCAGUAAAUGAUUUUGAUCAAAACACUAAUACGGUGAAUGUCGGAAAUGCUGGCACAGUGAGGCAAAUAUUGGAAACAAAGCGAAGUGUGGGAGAUACUGGCAUAGUAAAUGUCCCAUCUUCACCUACAGCUGUGUCUUCUGCACCAAGCACAUCUAAUUUAACCCUUCGCACAUCAAGCACCACACAGAUGCCCAUGAGCCAGUCUCCUGCCAGUAAUGCACUACAAAUGCGGCCACCACCUGACUGGAAAUUAAUUCAGCAGAAAAUUAACGCUUCCACUAUUGGAGCAUCUCAAAGUACUCUGAGCAGUCAAUCCAAACCUAUACCACCAGUUACUACGGCCCCAGUUUUGACUCCAGUCCUUUCUGCUUCUACUACUGCAACUGUUGUUGGCAACAGCCAGGUGUCUACUAGCAACACCCAGCCAGUGUCCGUGUCUCUUCAGUCUUUGCCCGUCAUUCUUCAUGUUCCAGUUGCAGUGCCUUCUCAGACACAGCUCUUACAAGGCACGACAGGAACAUUGGUGACCAAUCAUCAAUCUGGCAAUGUGGAGUUUAUCCAAGUACAAAAUCAGUCCACAGUCAGUAAUCUUACAAAAACCCCUGUGUCUCUACCUGUUACUAAAGCAAUGAACAGCCCUUCAAUGUCCAGCUCGGGCAUCCAGCGCAAUUCUUCAGCUAAUUCAAUGAAUUCUCCAAUGACUGUGCAGGCUAUGCCAACACAUUCACUUAAUUUAUCCUCGAGGCAAUCCCUGCCAAAUGUUGGAACUUCGGGUGCAUACAAUCAAGCAAGUAAUCGAAAUACGACGCCGUUAAAAUCUCCAGUGUCUGCAUUUAGCCCCACCACCACCACCACAAGUGACUCGCCCUCUGGAAGUAGAUCAGAAUUACAGAUUAAUCGGACACCAACAGCAGAGACUACUUCAAACAAGCGUUGCUUAACAGAUGGUACUGCACAGGGCGGCAAAGGUGCAGCUGGUGUUAUUGACCUUACACUGGAUGAUGAAGAUGCUCAAAUGUCCACUCAUGUAGAUUCAAGAAGGAGCAAUGCUUCAUCUAUACCUGCAAGUACACAGUCAUCGCAGCCGAUGGGUCGCCAGCUCCAGCAGGCAAACACUGUGCAGACCUCAUCUGCUUCUGCUGGGCUGCCAUCUCAAGCUGCUAUACAUGUUUUACCAACAGCCCAGACAACGGUUAAUAUAACACAACGGCCAGGAACUCAGACUACACCAAGAGCUGCAGCUCCUCGAGCAUCAAGCAACCCACAUAUGGUUUACACUACAACUGCCCUCCCCACAGUACCUUCACAGACUCCUAUACGCAGCACAGUCAUGCAGAGCCAAAACCUGCGGCAGAUCAGUCCGCAAACUGGAGGAGUGUCUGUAAGAAUGCCACAAACUGCUGCAUAUGUAGUAAAUAAUGGGAUGCCUAUCAGUUCUACUGGACCACAACUCACAGUUCAUCAUCGACCUCCACAAGAACCUGCAAGGCCAAUCCACCCAGCCCCACUUCCUGAAGCUCCUCAGCCCCAGCGACUUCCACCUGAAGCUGCUUCAACAUCUCUUCCUCAGAAACCUCAUCUUAAAUUAGCCAGAGUACAAAGCCAAAAUGGAAUUGUCCUAUCCUGGAGUGUAUUAGAGGUAGACCGUACCUGUGCCAUUGUAGAUAGCUACCACCUGUAUGCUUAUCAUGAAGACCCAACUGCAACAUCUCCAUCACAGUGGAAAAAGAUUGGUGAAGUGAAAGCGCUACCUCUUCCAAUGGCAUGUACUCUUACACAGUUUGUUUCAGGCAGCAAAUACUAUUUUGCUGUUCGGGCAAAGGACAUUUAUGGCCGCUUUGGACUUUUUUGUGAUCCACAGUCAACAGAUGUUAUCUCUACUCAAAGCAGUUAGGAAGUAGUGGAAUUCUUCCUCUGAAGUUUUCUAUUAGAAAAGAUAUCCUGCAUGAAAUCUAUUUUAGAUGAAUUACUGGGUUUUCAUAAUGAAAACCAUGUACAGCACUUGUCUAUUGUCACAAAUUAGCUUGCAUUUCUGCCAAGAACUUUUGAAAUGUCUUUUUGUUAAGACCAAUCUUCUGCAGAAUAUGAAUUGCUUUGAAAUGGUUUCUUUGACUUCACUAAUCCUGAGUGCUUGCGUAUCAGUAGGCCAAAACCAAGCCACUUGACUGAAAUGGAGAUGACUAGCAGCUAUUGUGAAAGCUGUGUGCCAGGAACUACUGACAGGAAUUGGAAUGUCUUGCUUUGAUACUUGGGAAUGUGUAGCUCCUAAAAUAACGAGUAUUACAGAGGAAAUCCAGUGUUUUGUGGUUUAUUCAUAUACAAAGGCAAAACUUAUAUUUUAUCCCCACUGGCUGGGGACACCGAUCAGUUGUUUGUGACAGAUAAUAUGGAUUAGCAAGCUAAUGUCUUGUAUUUAUUUUCUUUUUUAUACCUUUUAUGUGAACUUUUUCUUUUGUGCCUUAACUUGAAAAAAGGACUGUUUUCAGUAUUUGGUCUCUAUCCCAUCCAUCCCUUUAUUGGUCUAUUACAUUCUCCCAUAUCCCAAUGCCAAAGAGCAGUUGUUUUAAAACUCAAAAUGUUUUUUUAUAUAUAUAUAUUUUUCCUUUUGAGUAGCUUUCUGCUGCUGUGCCCACCUAUUUUCUAUUCUAAAUAUAAAAAAAAAAAAAGUUCAGGAAUUGUGCAGGCUGUCCUGUCUUGCACACUCGCUCUUUCUACAGUUUACAUUGUUACUGUGUUUGAAUAUGUUUUUAACAUUUAAAUGGAACAUUCAGUUGUAUUGGUUGUUGCACAUUUAACAAUUCUACAACUUGAUUGUGCCUCCUUAAAUGAAACAGAAAUUUUAUUAUAUCAGGAUAAAUUGCAUGAAUUGCUUAAUAUGUACAGUGUACCCUCGCUGUUUUUGGGAGGACAGGUAUUUUUGUAUUAGAUUUUUUUUUUUCCAGCUGCAAAAUCUUUACAUGGAAUUUCAGUAUAGGAAUUUGUUUUUGUUCUGAAAAUUCGGAAAUCUUUUUGUGUAACGCAAACCAUUGCAUAUUUCUAAAUUGUGCAUUUAUUAAUGGAAGUAAAAUGGUUAUUGCAGCUGCAGUAUACUCUGUCACCAGGACUGAGCUUGUUUACUGCUUUACAUUAGGAUUUGUGCAGCAGGUAAAUUCUUCCAUUAAAUUCUAAACCUUACACUCCACCUCUUGAUGUAAUAAUCCAUAAUUCUAAGCAAGUAAGCACUGGUCACCAGGUUGUAAUACUCUGCUUGCAAGAGAGAUUGUUACAUUGUAUGUAAAUAAAUAUUUUUACAAAUGUCCA
Molecule: messenger RNA, 5519 nt
Organism: Bufo gargarizans (Asiatic toad)
Lineage: Eukaryota; Metazoa; Chordata; Amphibia; Anura; Bufonidae
Product: activating transcription factor 7-interacting protein 1-like
Exons: 17
Coding region: 253-4113 (1286 amino acids)
Biological process (GO): regulation of DNA-templated transcription
Cellular component (GO): nucleus; transcription regulator complex
Molecular function (GO): protein binding; transcription coregulator activity
Source: RefSeq, a predicted model, not a curated record